UAUAUCUUGAAUAAAUAUACAAAUAAAGAAAGAAGGCGUAAAAGUCGAUCGCGAUUCGCGAGUGAAUUGAAUCCACAUGCGAGCUACUGGUCCAGCCCAUUGAACGGAUUCCGCGCUGGCACUUGGCACCGGAGCUCCCAGUGCUUGGGAGGGGGUUUUUGGUAAUUUCCUCAUUUCCCUUAGUCGUUGCGCGGCUUUACCGCGCCCAAAAGAAAAGUAAUGUUCGAAAAAAUUGUUAUGACGACGUGAAUCAUUCGGUCAACUCGAGGAAGAAGAAAAACUUGUAUUGAACGACGAAUCGGUGAUAGGAUGCCGUCCGGUGCUGUUAUCCCUGCUCGGACACGUUUGUUAGCAGUGUUCGCCUUCGUCUUCCUCACAGGCUUGGCCGAUUCCGUAACCAAUGAUUCCCAGGUAAAAUGUAGCAGAACCUGCGUAGCUGAAAACUGUAAUUCGGUUGGAAUCCGAUACGGGAAGUAUUGCGGGGUAGGGUGGUCUGGCUGUCCUGGGGAAAAACCGUGCGACGAUCUAGACGCCUGUUGCAAGAUCCACGACGAGUGCGUCGAGAAAAAAGGUUUGAUUAACGUGAAAUGCCAUGAGAAGUUUAAGAGCUGCAUAAAGAAAGUACAAAAAUCCGGCAAGGUUGGAUUUUCUCGGAAUUGUCCCAUUGAAACAGCUGUGCCUACCAUGGUGCAGGGUAUGGAUAUGGCCAUCUUAUUGAGCCGCUUAGGCGGCACGAGGGUUGAUGAACUCUGAUUUCUCAUCUUGUAAUUUGAGAGAAUUUGAUUGGAUUUUCUCAUUUAACUGUAAAUUAUUCCAUUUGAUGGGAAUUUUGAUACGAGUAUUUUUAAUGAAGAUUGAAGAACAAGAAAUUUCUUUUUCUUGUUUGUCAAAAA
Molecule: messenger RNA, 893 nt
Organism: Theobroma umbraticum
Lineage: Eukaryota; Viridiplantae; Streptophyta; Magnoliopsida; Malvales; Malvaceae
Product: putative phospholipase A2 homolog 1
Biological process (GO): pollen development; arachidonate secretion; pollen germination
Molecular function (GO): A2-type glycerophospholipase activity; lipid binding; calcium ion binding
Source: RefSeq, a predicted model, not a curated record